UUACAACCUAUAUAUUGAUCAACAGUUAGUCAAAAUUCUUGCAGUUUGCAUACAUACUGCAUUGCUUCGUCACUGGGAAAAUAUCUGUAAUAUCCUAGAAAAAUGACAAAGUGGUUGUUGCUGGUGGUGUGUCUUGGUAUAGUUUGUCAAGAUGUCACAAGCGCAGCUGUGAAUCAUCAAAGAAAAUCUUUAAAUAAUUUGGCAAAUUCGAUGAACGUGAUUUACGAAUGGAAACACAUUGAUUAUGAUUUCGGUAGCGAAGAAAGACAACAAGCUGCGAUUCAAUCUGGCGAAUUUGAUCACACAAAAAAUUAUCCUUUCGAUGUCGAUCAAUGGCAUGAUAAGAUAUUUGUCACCAUAGAAAGAUUAAAUGGUGUGCCUUCUUCUCUGAAUGUGGUAACUAAUAGAAAAGGUAAAGGCGGACCUCUUCUACAACCAUAUCCUAAUUGGUCGUUUGCUAAAUAUGAAGAUUGCUCUGGAAUUGUGAGCGCUUUCAAAAUUGCGAUCGACAAAUUCGAUAGAUUAUGGGUUCUGGACUCAGGUCUUGUCAAUAAUCAACCCAUGUGCUCUCCAAAAUUGGUAACCUUUGAUCUGAAUACCUCAAAAUUGGUUAAGCAAGUCGAGAUACCACAUAAUAUUGCCGUAAAUGCCACCACAGGAAUGGGAGAAUUAGUAUCACUAGCUGUUCAAGCUAUAGAUCCUACAAAUACUAUGGUGUACAUAGCAGACGAAAAAGGUCAAGGUUUAAUCAUCUACCAAAAUUCCGACGAUUCCUUCCAUCGAUUGACUUCCAAUACUUUCGAUUACGAUCCCAGAUAUACCAAACUGACAGUCGCUGGAGAAAGUUUCACAGUGCAAAAUGGAAUUUGUGGAAUUGCACUUAGUCCUGUGACGAACAAUCUUUAUUACAGUCCUCUCGCUUCUCACGGUUUGUAUUACGUUAAUACGGAACAAUUCAGGAAACCACAAUAUGGAGAAAAUAACGCCCAAUAUGAAGGAUCUCAAAAUAUUUUGGGCACUCAAUCAUUCGCUAAAGUAGUAUCGAGAAAUGGCGUCCUUUUCUACGGACUCGUGGGUAAUUCAGGUCUUGGUUGCGUGAAUGAGCAUCAAGUACUUCAGAGAGAAAGUUUUGAUGUUGUCGCUCAGAACGAAGAGACACUUCAAAUGAUCGUUAGUAUGAAAAUCAUACAAGAUUUCCCACAAUUCAGAAUUAAGGAACUAAGGAAUGAAUAUAUGUUGGCCUUAAGUAACAGAAUGCAAAAAAUAAUAAACAAUGAUUUUAAUUUCAACGAAGUAAAUUUCCGAAUUUUGGGUGCGAAUGUAAAUGACUUAAUAAGAAACACUCGUUGCGAAAAACCUACUAAUCAGAAUGCUAACAAUCAGAAUGAUAACAAUCAGAAUGCUAACAAUCAGAAUGCUAACAAUCAGAAUGCUAACAAUCAGAAUGCUAACAAUCAGAAUGAUGCUAACAAGCAGAAUGGUCACCAGCAGAAUGGUAACUACCAGAAUGAUAACAAGCAAAAUGUUAACAGGCAGAAUGCUAACAGGCAGAAUGGUAACAAGCAAAAUGAUAACAGGCAGAAUGAUAACAGACAGAAUGAUAACAGACAGAAUGAUAACAGGCAGAAUGAUAACAGGCAGAAUGAUAACAGACAGAAUGAUAACAGGCAGAAUGAUAACAGGCAGAAUGAUGACAGGCAGAAUGAUAACAGGCAGAAUGAUAACAGGCAGAAUGAUAACAGGCAGAAUGAUAACAGACAGAAUGAUAACAGACAGAAUGAUAACAGGCAAAAUGAUAACAAGCAGAAUGCUAACAGGCAAAAUGGCAACAAGCAGAAUGAUAAUAAUCCGAAUGAUAAUAAUCAAAAUGAUAAUCAAGUUCGUCAUUCUUCAAAAUCACAUUAAAUCAAUUAAUUAUCAAUUAAAAUCAAUUAAU
Messenger RNA from Apis laboriosa (Himalayan honeybee), 1936 nucleotides. RefSeq names its product major royal jelly protein 3-like (gene Mrjp3). NCBI's taxonomy places the organism in Eukaryota, Metazoa, Arthropoda, Insecta, Hymenoptera, Apidae. Gene Ontology annotation, cellular component: extracellular region. The record is from RefSeq and is a predicted model, not a curated record. The transcript is spliced from 7 exons. The coding region runs from base 103 to 1905 and encodes 600 amino acids.